GUGUGUGUGUGUGUGUGUGUGUGUGUGUGUGUUAAAUGUAAUGAAGACAGGAGUGCCCCCCCCCUGUGGGAGGAUAAUGGUACGCUCCGUGUCUGUGGACUGCUUCGGUCCUCUCUGCUGCUGCUUCUGCUCUUUCUUCUUGGCUCGGCUGGAAGCGUGAGAGAUGGCAGGAGUGGGAGAAACGGGUUUAUGUCUGGGAACUACAACCUGAGUGAGUUUUCUGUGAAGAAAUUUGUUCCCUCAGUGAUUUAACCGUGUUUUUUGUUUGUUUGUUUCUUCUGGAAGAAUCUGUGAAAGCCUGAGGUCGGGAGGAGAACAGCAGAAGUUUUGUUGGAGAUGUAGACUUUUAACAAGGACUCCAUGAGGGCAGUUUUAUGGAGUUACGACUUGGAUCGGUUUGUAAGGAGGGAACUGCUGCAGGGAAACUUUUGUUCUCAGAAGAAGAAGACAGCAGCUUAUUGAAAACUGAUUCUUAAGAUGCGUCUGUUGAGGAGCUUGUGGAGCGGUUCUGACCACAGGGAGGACCCGGGAAGACUACACAAGUCCGGGACGAUGCAUUUCCUUUUCCUGCUGGCUGUCGUUGUGCCGUCCUACCUGUCCUGUCCGGACAGGUGCUUGUGCUCCUCACAGACUGUAAAAUGCCAAAACCAGGACUUGGACUCGAUUCCACAAUCCAUCCCGGCCAAUACCAAGCUCCUGUUCAUCACAGGAAACAACAUUUCCCACAUUAGUGAGGACUCUUUCCCAGCCCUGGACCUCCUCACAGAACUUUAUCUGAGUGGAAAUCAGAUGGAGUCUGUUGAUGCAAAGGCUUUCCAAAAUUUGCCAAAGCUAACCCGUCUUGACCUGAGUAAUAACAGGAUCCAGAAUUUUAGUGAAACAGCUUUCCCUGAAGGCAGUAAGCUGCAGGUCCUGAACCUCAGCAGGUCUUUAUACAAUCAUAAUUUCACCGAUGAGCUGCUGUCUUUCCUCCGCAGCUCCAACCUGUCUCAGCUCAGAAGCUUGGACUUGUCCAACAACGAUGUGGUGAGUCUGCCGGACGGCAUCUUCACGGCUCUCUCCAAACUGAUAAGCCUGAACUUACGGAACAGCUCCCUCCUCACGGUCCAGACCGGGGUCCUGUGGAACAGCUCCCUGCUGCAGGACCUGGACCUGAGGGACAACAGACUGAAGGACCUGCCCGUGGCCACGCUGCUGGACUUCAGCCUCAUACCUGACCUCCGCAUCCAGCUGGUGGGAAAUCCCUGGCGCUGCACCUGCUUCAGCGAGGACCUCCUGAGGUGGCUGAAGAACUCCACCCAGGUGGUGGACGUACAGAACCUGACCUGCAUGGCCCCGGAGACCCUGAAAGGCCGAGCCCUCCUGCAGGUGGAGCAGUCCCAGCUGAAGUGUCCGGGCGACUUGGACAGUGUGUUGGAGACGUCCUACGUCUUCCUGGGACUGGUGCUGGCCCUGAUCGGCCUCAUAUUCCUGCUGGUGCUCUACCUGAACAGGAAAGGCAUCAAGAGGUGGAUUUACAACAUCCGGGAUGCUUGUAGGGACCACAUGGAGGGCUAUCAAUACAGAUACGAGAUCAACUCUGACCCACGGUUGGCCAACCUGAGCAUCAAUUCAGAUGUAUGAGGAGAAUCUGGGGCUCCGUUCAGCACGUCUAAUGACUUUAUUCUCCUAAGAUUUGCAUGAAAGCCUUCCUGUUUCCCAGCAUCCCUUUAAUCACAUGUUGCAUCUCAGUGCUUCUUCAGAUCUUUUUCUUGACGUCCCUUUGAUGCAUGUCCUGCACAUGUACUGGGCAGCUAACGGUUUGCAUGGAUAAUGAACCCUAAAUCAGUUUUGGAGUCAAAUGUUUUUUAUUUUCUACGUCUCCUUCAGGAAAAAACUGAAGGCAUUCGUUACACUAGGUCCUAAAAACACUAACGAUCAUUGCAUCCUUCUCAUUCUGCCUCUGCCACAGACACAUGUUACACAGCUGGAGUUGAUCUUUUUUAAUAUGUGAAUAUGUAUCAUGCAUUGCCUUUUUGACUGAUUAUUACUCUGCAUAUAUUAGAUGGAUGUGAUUGCUCUUUUUGUGACAAUAUUUAGCUAAAUAAAAAGCCUCUGGAUUGCUGGUA
Austrofundulus limnaeus is the source of this 2108-nucleotide messenger RNA. RefSeq names its product trophoblast glycoprotein (gene tpbg). NCBI's taxonomy places the organism in Eukaryota, Metazoa, Chordata, Actinopteri, Cyprinodontiformes, Rivulidae. Gene Ontology annotation, cellular component: plasma membrane. The transcript has a single exon. The coding region runs from base 478 to 1623 and encodes 381 amino acids. Gene Ontology annotation, biological process: negative regulation of canonical Wnt signaling pathway. The record is from RefSeq and is a predicted model, not a curated record. Gene Ontology annotation, molecular function: protein binding.